Molecule: messenger RNA, 5687 nt
Organism: Meleagris gallopavo (turkey)
Lineage: Eukaryota; Metazoa; Chordata; Aves; Galliformes; Phasianidae
Gene: LRRC14B
Product: leucine rich repeat containing 14B
Cellular component (GO): cytoplasm
Source: RefSeq, a predicted model, not a curated record
UCUUUAAUUAAACCCAGAAGUCACCCUCCAUAACAGCAAGAAGUUCAAAGAAACAAUGAAGUCUCUCCAGUUCCUUAGUGCUGAAGCAUUCGUGUCAGAUGCUGAGUUUGCGAGGAAGAAUCUUGGCAGUGUUGCCCACAAUCUUUUUCCUCUUCUUUUUAAAGCCAGCUAUUUACUGGAGCAAAGGGAAGUGAUUCAUGACUUGGUUGAGACCUGGCCACUUGCUGACUUUAAUAUAGGAAAACUUCUGGGAACUACUGUGGACUACCAGGAAGAUCUGAGCCAUAGAAGAUGCUCAGUGUGCUUGGAGAGCUGUCUGACAGGGCUGAGAGACUAUGUGCUGAAUCAUCCUUCUCCCUGUGUGAAAAGGUUGAAAGUGGUGGACCUGACAGGUAUAAAAGAUGUUGAAGUUCAGCUUUGUGAAUGUAAGAAGACAAUGGGGAGGUGGGCCAGGACAAAGCUGCUCUCAAAGCUUUGUUUAGAAGUGCUGGUCCACCUGCAACAAACGCAAUGCAAGCCACAUGCCUUUGAAAUCAGUAUUGAUGUGCUAAUAGACUUGUUUGUUACAGAACGCAACUAUGAGCUUGUAGCGCAGGCCCUGCUGCAGAAACGUUAUUGUCCACUGAAGAUCUGCUGUGUGGCAUUUAGAGCUGACAACCUGGCUUUGCAGAAAUUCUUCUACAUCAUAAAGCUCACUGAUCCCUCUUUGUUGCGCAAACUGGAAGUAGUUCACAAUGUUCGCUUGGAAAUGGAACACUUGCAAAUACUCUUCAACAGUAUUCACUUCCCUUUACUGAUGUCCUUGACCUUGCCAGCUCGAACAUUUAAUGUGCGGAGGCUCACAGCUACAGAUGAACUGAUGCUUACUACCAUUGGAAAAAAGAUGGGUGAAAUGACGCAACUGACUGAGCUCAGUCUGGCAUUUUCUAUUCUCACAGGAAGAAUAAGGAAGCUGCUCAGCCCACUAAAAACUCCACUGAAGAUGCUGGAUGUUUCUAACUGCUCACUGAACAAUGCUGAUAUGGUCUAUUUAGCCAAUAGUAUCCAUUCUUAUCACUUGGAAGCACUGGACCUGAGUGGGCACAAUAUUCCUGAACUUUAUCCAUCAACAUUCUUUAAGCUUCUUAGCCAUUCCUCUCCAGUGCUUAGGAGUCUUGUCUUGGAGGACUGUAACAUCCAAGACACUCAUGUCAAUAUGUUGAUUGUAGCAUUAAGCCCUUGUCAGAAACUGCAGGAGUUUAAGUUUCUUGGAAAUCCAUUGUCAUCCCAAGCACUUAAACACCUUUUCACAUUUCUCUGUGAGUUGCCAGUGCUGAAAAAUGUGGAGUUUCCAGUUCCAAAGGACUGCUACCCUAUUGACAUCACCUACCCAAUUGACGAUACCAGUCUCUGCAGAUUUGAUCAUCAAAAAUAUGACAGUAUAGCAGAGGAGCUUAACUUCAUUUUACUCCAAGCAAAUCGGGAGGAUGUGAAAGCUUCAACUCCGCUCUUUGGCAGUUAUGAUGCAGCUGUUCAGGAGACAAAUGAUGAACUGGGAGCUUAUUUGAUCAAGUCCUUCAAAGAGACUUUAGAAAAGUUAACUACUUCUCUUAGCAAAAUGAGUUAAAUGUGUAACAUAUUUUCAAUAAGUUGGCCUGACAAAUCAAAAGCUAGUUUAUUCUUUUCUGGAACAGUGUCUUUCAUUGAUCAGUCUUCAGUUUUCUUUAGUUUCCGGGCUGAAUUUAUGUUGUUUUAAUAGUUCAUGGUCAUCAGAGGUUUUUUAACUAUCUUACUGCAUAACAUUUACAUAAAUACAGCUUGUUCUCAAAAGAGGGGAAAACCUCAAUAGUUUACUAUUUUACACAAAAAGCAUUUUGUUUCUUAGUAAAACAAGGUGUCUGAAAUUGGCUACUUUCUUCUACAUUUUUCUCCAGACUUGGCAAUGAGGUUUGCCACUAAACAGAAAAGACAAGGAAGUCUUUCCCCAGGUCCAGCAGGAUCCCUCAAUGACUGUGUAUAUUCUUGUACUGCAAGCACAGUAAAUGGCACAUGGCAAAUCGAAUGAUUGACUGAUAACAGAGGAUUCCCCUUCACCUCACUCCAGCAGUACAAAGUAAACUUGGCAAAAUGUAUUUCACAAAGAAGUUCUGGCACAGUUCUGCGCAGCCGGGCUUGUGAUAUCAACAAGCAAGCACCUCAAGAUGCUCCCUUUGUGGAAUUUGUGGUUUUGGCCAUUGGAAUAUACCUGGCUGCUCUCAGCUGUUUUUGAAAGAUAGCCUAGGACAAUGGUAGUAAUACAAAAAUGAGUAGUGUGGAAAAAAAUGAAUCAAGGGACAAUUUAGAAUUGUGGAAAAGGGGUAGAGAAGGCUGCUAAGUAAAUACAUAACUUACAUUCUUCUUUUUAAUAUAUUUGAUCCAUUAAAUAUAUGAUGGUAAGACUGCAAUGAAUGGACUUGAACUAUUUGUGUUUACAUAGUGCUAAAAAAAGCUAAAGGAAAUCAAAGUUGCUAAGGCAAACAUUCAUGACAUAGAAAAAAAGAAAAAAAAAAUUGGGUUACCUAUAGUCUAGUUUAUAUUUGCACAGAGUUCCAGAUGAGCCCUUUUUCUUGCCUCCCUUUGACCUUUUGUAUGAGGACUAACAGCUGACCUAGGCAACUGACUACUACUCUUAACAUUUUCCUCCCUCUGAUCUUGCUGUUCUUUCUAUCCUAGUCUUGACUCAAGUUUUCUCAGCCAAACAUAGAUGGUUUGAAUUUUGUGAGACUGAAGAUCUGCAUCUUUGUCGUGAGAAGUGGCACAUUUUGUUGCUCAGAGAGAUUAUUCCAUUUAGAAUAGAUGUAACCUAUGGGUAGUAAUUUCUGCACACUGGCUAUAAUUUCUGCAGGCCAGCUAAAAUACUAUGUCUGAAAGUGAAGACUGACUAUUUUAGAAGCAUACUGUGCUCCAACAACCUGUCCCUGCCUAUUUCAAUGCACACAAAAUAGUUUGUUCCUAGAUUACUUCUUAUUUAGGAGUAUUUAUAUGCCUUAUGAGUACUGCAGCUUUCUCACUGCUUUCUUCUUGCCAAAAAACAGUCCUGACCCCCACUUUUGUUUACUUAUUUAUCACAGACUUCUCCCCAUUUUUCAUUUUCAACAAUAUGCACCCUAUGCUGUCAAUUUAUGUCUGUCUGGGCCAGAAGGAUGUGGAGACACUAAAAAGUUUUAGUGCCCAUUCCACACUGAGGAUUAGUAGUUGUUAAGUCUUUUUCAAAUAUUCCCUUUUAGAACAAACAAUGGGGGACACAGCAUUAAAGGAAUAGUGCACAUGCAUCACUACAUGCACAGUGAUUAUGAAUGACUGACAUGUGGCUGGAGCACAUGGAUCCACGUGUCCAGUAUCUUUGGAUCCUGUUUUUGUGAAGCCAUUUGCUCUACAGCAUCAUUUCCAAGGCUUUGUGAGCUUUUACAUGGGCUGUUCCAAAAGUAAUGUCUCCUAUCUUAUUAUAUUUGUCCACGACAUCAGAGGUGGAUGUUCAUGGUAUGGCAGUAGAGGUUGAACCUUCCCAAAAAGAUUCCAUUAUAUUUCAUUGCAAUGCAACAGAUGACAACAGGAACAGUUUGAAAAAAUUAUGACUGAUACAGAAGUGCAUAUGAAGAUAAGAAUUGGAACUUAGUUCCUCCAUGUGGAAAAAAUUGCAGUUGUUUACACUCAUUCACUGACACUGAAUAUUUAUGUAAACCAAACUGUGGACGUUUGUACAAUAAAGCAGUGGGUGAUGUGUUUCAGCAGUGGCAAUAACAACAUGAAAGACAAGCCAUGUUCCAGGUGGCAAUGCACAACUGACACGCCAUGAAAUGAAAUCUCAAUCAGCUAAACCAUGCAAAUAGGUGGAUUAUGACCAGGAAACUGUAUAUGGAGCUGAAUAUUGGCUUCAAUGAAUUAGAAAUAAUGGUGGCAACAUUGGGAUAUUGCAAAGUUCGCACCAGGUCCCAUGAACGCUCACAUGGGGAAAGAAAGAACACCAUAUACAAAUUUGUCAGGACCUAUUGAACAGACUAAAGGUGACAGUUUCCUGAAAUGCAUCAUUACUGGUGACAAGAUGUAGUGUAACCACUACAAACUGUAGUCAAAACGGUAGUCCAUGGAGUGGUGACAUGUGAAUUCUCCAUGGAAAGGAACAUUCAAGAUGCAGUCCUCAUAGGGUAAAGUAACGUGUAAUGUCACUGGGGACAAAAAAGUGGUGAUCCUUUCAGAUUUCCCAGAACCUAGACAAACCACUUCUGACCACUUCAUCACGAUGCUGACUAAGAUGAAGGCUCAAACUUGCAGAAUCAGGUCAGAGAUGGAUAAAAACUUUCUCUUGCAAUAUAAUAAUGUCAGGCUCCAUACCAGUUUGAAGACUGUGGAGCACAUUGACUCUCUUGUUUGGACUGUCCUACCACACCCACCUAAUAGUCCAGAUUUAGUGCUUUCUGAUUUCCAUCUUUUCAGACUGGUGAAAGAUGUAAUCCACGGGCAGCAUUUUCCUAUCAUAGCAUCUGUAAAAUGGUGUGUCACCUCUGCUGGUGAAAAUUUUUAAAAGUAUAGCUCUUGUUCAUUGCUGGUGACUACGUUGAAAAAUAGUGUUUUGUAGCUGAGAAUUAGCUCAAUCAAAUAGAACUACGAUGUUCUUUGUAUCAAUUGUAGUUUCCAUAGAAAUAAAUAGGAGGCAUUUUUUUCAGAGCAGCGACAUAAAAUGCAUUUUGAUAGGACCGAAGCAAAAUUUUUAUUCUUUACAGUUAUGUGUUAAAAUUGUAGUCUAUGAAAUGUAGUAUUAAUUAAAAUACCUGCUUUGAAUAUUGUAGAAACCAAAAGGCAGAACUUUAACAGUCGUGAGACCCUGCUAGUAUUUAACAAAGCGGUUUUACAGGCACAAAACUGUGUUUGUCUAAAAACUUGUUUAAAAUGUGUCAUAUUUAGGAGGAGAAGGGAUUUCCACCAUUAUGGAAUGGAGUCAGUUUUGGCUUUGUUUUGUUUGUUGUUUGUUUUGGUUUGGUUGUUGUUUUUUUUUAAUUUUGUUUAAAUCACACAAUUCCCAGCUUUACAGCCAAAUUUUUCCAAAUUUUGAAAAGCUUCUACUUUUGCUUUGAUGACAGUUGCUCCUUUGCAGAAAUUCCAUCUUCAGCUCUCAGGCAUUUUACUUUUGCUUCUUGAGUUUCUUUCUUAAUUAUGGUUAUUAGUGAUGCUUUUAAAUACAGACCAAGACGUAGCAUUUUCUUGCUGACCAGGCUUACUGUAACAAGAAUGUGUGCUGUCUCCCAGAAGAAUUCCUGUGUGUCUCCUGUUCAAGAACUGCUAUUUAUAUUCUGGGCCUGGUCUUUCUUCCUCUUGCCUUGUGUGUGGGACUUGGCAUUAUGCUGUUACUACUGUAGUAUUGAAGCCCCAGUGCAACAGCUACCUAAGUAUUACAGGUUAUCCUGUGCAGGAGUAGAUAGGUAUCAGUUUAAUUCAUCUCCUUCUAAAGGACAAUCUUUCUAUGUUGCACCAACCUGGAGCCUUGUCGUUGAUAUUGCUAGCUAUGGAUAUUUUAAAUUAUGAAUCAGGACUCAAAAUGCCAUGAGAUUUUAAAAUAAAUUUGUUUUAUUGUUGUUUUAUUUCCAUGCUGUUAAUUACAGGUUUAUAUUGUAAGCAAUUCUCAUGUUUAGAUUUAUUAUUGAGCUCAAAGUUCAAUAAAGGUAAAGGAUCAA